AUGAGCACUACGAAUCCGUCCCCCUCUACUCCGGCAGGUGGUCACAUCGGAGACGUCACAGACCUUAGCCUCAACCACCCUCUACCCUCCGCCAACGACCCUUUCAUCCUCACACCCACACCCGGAACAGUCGUUAGUACCAAUGCGACUACAGAUCCGGCAACCGCCGCAAGAAUGGAAAGCAUGGCUCGCGACCUAGCCGAGUGCCAGCAGCGCGAGGUACUGGAACGUGAGAAAGCAGCAGCUCUCCAGAGCGAACUUGACAGGAUACGGACACAGCUUGAACGGGCUGAGCGCAGUCAUUUACAUGAGGAGUCAAAUCGCGAGGGCAGCGCGCAAACAAGAGGACGAGAACAAGUUCGCUUAAGUAUCAGCUUGACCCCCUCCGAACUCGCCAAGAAACGGCCACCAUCACCACGGCGUAUCCAUAACCGUGAGGAAGGAAGCACAAGCGUCACCUCUCGCUCCAGACCCCCCACAGCUGCUCACAACAGCGAGUCUGCCACGCUAGCCCUGAUCUUGCAGCGGCUAACAGCGAUAGAACAACGGGAUGCCAAUCCACGGUGCCAACCAGUGUUCGCCGCCAGGCCAGGCCCAUUCACUACGAGGAUAAUGAACACCGUGCGUCCUUCUCAAUCCAAGAGCCCAAAAAUCACGCCGUACACAGGUGAAGGCGAUCCAUUCCGGCACAUUGAUAACUUCAAAAAAGUCACUGCCAGUAGAGAAUUCGACGACGCCACCUUAUGCCACCUAUUCAGCGAAACCUUAGAUGGGGACGCCAUGAAUUGGUUCUUUGAACAACCAGCGAACUCCAUGGAUUCCUUCGCGCAGUUAACCACAGCAUUUCUGAAUCGGUUUAUACUCAUGGCCGGGGCCGCCCACACAACUGAUGGCCUAUUUCAAGUAAAACAAGAGAGCAGGGAAACAUUGGGCACCUUCGUCAUGCGAUGGCAGACGGCAGCAUCCAGAUGCCGGAACCUGAACAAAACGCUCGCCCUGGCUGCUUUUAAGGAAGGACUACGGUCAGAGAACUUCUUGUUCCACAUUAAUGUGGACCCUCGAAUGCGCGGCGCCACAUACGAUGACAUCAUGACUGAAGCAGUACGAUACGCUCAGGCAGAAUACGUCACAUACGGAGAGAAGCGAACCCCAGUACCAUCAGACAAAACUACUACGCCGCAGACAUCUGUACACACAGUCCCCCUCCAGCGCGAGCUCUUCCCAAACACAGCAGACCAUAGCAAAGGCAGGAAGAGAGAGUGGCAUCAAGCCAAUCACCGUGAUGCGCGUAACAACGAUCGGCACAGGGGCCGGGACAGGAACAGAAGACUUGACCAGGAACGUCGCGACAACAGAGACCCCCGCCAAGUUAACGCGAUGGGACGCCGUAGUGACCACACACUGCCUAGGGAAGAGACCCUGGAGGACUUUUUUCACGCACAUCAGGACACGUUGAGGAAACCAGCAAGACCGCUACGCCCCCAAACCGAAGCGGAAACUGGUAAAUGGUGCAGAUUCCACGAAAAUGGAAGUCAUAACACGAACGAUUGCCGCACCCUCCGCAUAUUAAGAACCAAUGGCGACACGGGAAUUCGCCCGGCGCAACAGAGGGUACAACAGAAUGUGGUUGCCGCAGUCGAGACCCUACGCCGCAUCAACGUUAUAGAGGGAGGAGCCCCGAAGACCAACUUGUCCAACCGAGCAAAAAAGCGCCUCGACCGCAAUAAUCACCCAAGACAGGUGUAUGCCAUCACAGGAGGAAACGUUAAACGACAGAAAGAAGGAUGGAAACCGAUCACCUUCACUGAGGACGAGGAAAUUGGCAUCUCCUUACCCAAUGACGACGCUUUCCUCAUAGACGCAAUCCUGGGCGGACAAUGGGAUGUAGGGAAGAUGAUGAUCGACACGGGAUCUGCAGUCAACGUCCUAUUUAAGGGCUGCUACGAAAAAAUGGAGCGUAGCGGCAAGAAAUUGGUACAAGACCACGAACCGCUAGUCAGCUUCUCUGGUGACAUAACCCAACCCCUAGGUUCGGAUUAUAUGACGGUGUGUAUUGGGACUGCACCAUGCACAGUUUGCGUCGAAGCUGAAUUCAUCAUAGUCGAUGCCUACAGCUCAUACAACGGGAUCAUCGGCCGACCUACACUUAACCGGAUGAGAACCUUUAUCGCAGGACACAUGAUGAUCAUAAAAUUCCCAACUCCGCACGGAACAGGACAGGUCCGGGGUUCACAGUCCGUGGCAAAAGAUUGCCAGACACGUGCAAUUCGACAAACGCGCAACCGACACGAAAUCCUGGCAGUACACGCCACAGUAAACUUAACUGACAAAGUUGUCGACGCACGAGAUGACGAAACGUCGAAGGGAAAGAGCAAGCAGAAGGCUACGCCAUACGAGACAAAAAUCCCGGCAAACCCCGAAUCCUCAUUGAAAAGCAUUACGCCAUUCGCAAGUCAUCCGGAGCGCAGGAUCAAAAUCGGGGCAACUCUCAAUCCCACUGUUGAGAGAGAUUUAACAAGUUUCUUGGGCGACAACAUGGAAGUCUUCGCAUGGUCUUAUGAAGACAUGCCUGGCAUCUCGCCCAACAUCAUCAUGCAUGAAUUGCACAUCAAACCUUCCGCACACCCAAUUAAGCAAAAGCGCCGAAGCUUCGACGACGAAAAAAGCACGGCAAUACGCCAGGAAGUUGACAAAUUAAGAGGCAUGAAGUUCGUCCGGGAAGUACAGUACCCUGAGUGGAUCUCAAACUGUGUUAUGGUACGCAAAGCCAACGGUAAAUGGCGUAUGUGUGUGGAUUACAAGAACGUAAACAAAGCAUGCCCAAAAGACAGUUUCCCCCUACCCAGAAUUGACCAGCUCAUCGAUGCCACGGCAGGUCACGAGUUGCUCAGUAUGAUGGACGCCUACUCCGGGUACAAUCAGAUACGCAUGAACCCGGCGGAUCAAGAAGCUACGACCUUCGUCACUGAUAGGGGCCUGUACUGCUACAACGUAAUGCCCUUCGGAUUAAAAAAUGCGGGUGCUACGUAUGUGCGGUGCGUCACACAAAUGUUUGACCAACACAUCGGUCGGGAAAUCGAGGUGUACGCCGAUGACAUGCUGGCCAAAAGCAUAAAAGCAGAAGACCAUGUAACCAACCUCCGAACCAUCUUCAAUGUGCUCAAAAAGUACAAGAUGAGAUUAAACCCGGAGAAAUGUUUUUUCGGCGUAACAACAAGCAAGUUCCUGGGCUACAUCGUCAGUCAACGCGGCAUAGAGGCGAAUCCCGAAAAGAUACAGGCCAUCCUAGAUAUGGCGCAGCCAACACUCAAGAAGGAUGUAGAAGCCCUCCAAGGCAGGCUCGUGGCAUUAUCUAGAUUCAUAUCAAGACUGACUGACAAGUGUGAGCCGUUCUUCAGAUUGUUGAGACGUUCUAAGAGUAAACUGAUCGAAUGGACACCAGACUGCCAAGUGGCCUUUCAGGGAUUAAAAGAUUACCUCGCCGCAGUACCAUUACUGUCAACCCCGCAGCCGGGUGAACCCCUGUACCUUUACCUCGCAGUAUCCACAACUGCGGUCAGCAGUGCCUUAGUUCGCCGUGAUGGAACUAAAGAGCUACCAGUUUUUUACGCAGGACGAGCUAUGAACGGCCCAGAGACAAGAUACCCAACAUUGGAGCAAUUAGCCCUCGCGCUCAUCGUAGCAGCCAGACGACUGCGCCACUAUUUCCAAGCCCACAGCAUCCACGUACUCACAAAUCAACCUCUCAAACAAGUACUACAGAAUCCAGAACACUCCGGGCGACUCAGCAAAUGGGCUAUCGAGCUGACAGAAUUCGACAUCGAAUACAGGCCACGACCCGCCAUAAAAGGACAGGCUGUAGCCGAUUUCAUAGCAGAAAUGAUUCCCCGAGAUACGGCGGAAGUGGAACCAGAUAAUGUCAUCAACCCCGUCAGUAUUUCACCAUGGAAUUUGCACGUAGAUGGCUCUAGCUGCGCAAAAUCUAGCGGAGCGGGGAUCAUCUUGAGCGGACCGGGGGGACUCGAACUCGAGUAUGCUUUAAAAUUCAACUUUGCUGCCUCCAACAAUGUAGCGGAGUACGAAGCACUGAUUGCAGGACUACAAUUAGCCCUAAGCACGGGCGCCACUAGCAUUAAUGUGUUCAGUGAUUCUCAGCUCGUAGUCAAUCAAAUCACCGGGUCCUUCACUGCUAAGGAUGAGCAACUAGCAGCCUACCUGGCGUAUGCCACAACAUUAUUAAAGCGGUUCGAAUUCUACCACAUCAAUCAAAUACCGAGGGCCAACAACGCAAGAGCGGACUCCUUAGCACGACUCGCCACGGCGCAACCCCACCAAUGCCACAAGGAUACCAGGGUCGAAAUUCUCCACCAUCCCUCCAUUCACCAGACCUUGCAACAGAUAUGCCAGAUAGAGCGCGACCAAGCCUCAUGGAUGGAUGAGAUAGUAGCAUUCAAGUGCAACGGCAAACUACCAGAGGACGAGACCAUGGCAAAACAACUAAGGAGACGGGCGGUAAGAUAUUACCUGCGGAACAACACACUCUAUCGCCAAGGUCUGCUGAAUGCUGACCUCAAGUGCGUCACAACCAAAGAAGGCAAGCAGAUCUUGAACGAAAUCCACAGCGGUGAUUGUGGCAACCAUUACGGCAGCCGCGCAUUGGCCGCAAAAACACUCCGCACAGGAUAUUAUUGGUCCACAUUAGCCUCCGAUGCACAGGAGCUCGCCAGGUCUUGCCACAAAUGUCAAAUCCAUGGACCCAUACCACGCCUACCCUCCGAACCACUAUCCUACAUAGUCAGCCCGUGGAUCAACUGCCUUUGGGGAAUGGAUCUGAUUGGCCCAUUACCCGUCGGGAAAUGUCAAUUCAAAUGGGUCAUUGUAUGUAUCGAUUAUCAUUCCAAAUGGAUUGAAGCUGCGCCCCUGACGGCCAUAACAACCGAGAAGGUUCAAAACUUCCUGCAACGCAACAUCUUCUACCGCCACGGUACGCCGGAGUCUAUCAUCACAGAUAACGGCACGCAGUUCAACAACGAGUACCUCAUCACCUGGUGCAAGGCAAGAGGAACUAAGCUCAAAUUCGCAUCCGUAGCACAUCCAAAAACCAAUGGGCAAGUAGAAGCCGCCAACAAAUUGAUUAAAAGCCUUCUUCGGAAAAAGCUGGGUGAAGCUAAAGGACUUUGGCCAGAAAAACUUGACGAGGUAGUAUGGGCAAUCCGUACCACACCAACAGAAGCCACAGGCGAAACUCCUUUUUGCUUAAUGUAUGGCACGGAAGCAGUUCUACCCAUCGAAGUAAUUCAGCCAACACAACGGGUUUCACUAUUUGACCCCGAAACCAAUUCGGACAGUAUACACCUUGAUAAAGAUCUCUUGGAAGAGAAACGCAUCACAGCGCAUCGCCAUAACAUCCAGAACAAACAGCGCGUGGCACGCUUCUAUAACUCGAGGGUCAAAAGCAGGACACUACAAGUAGGUGACUGGGUUCUAAAGAGGAUCCAAACAAAGGUCACUGGACUACGCCCGAAAUGGGAUGGACCAUAUAAAGUCGUCCAAAUCAUAGCCCCAAACACGUACUGCCUAGAAGACAAGUACGGAGAAAAAUUAGCCCAUCCUUGGAACAUGGAACAACUCAAGUACUAUUACAAGUAA
Messenger RNA from Argentina anserina (silverweed cinquefoil), 5649 nucleotides. RefSeq lists its product as uncharacterized. The record is from RefSeq and is a predicted model, not a curated record. Gene Ontology annotation, biological process: DNA integration. Gene Ontology annotation, molecular function: nucleic acid binding; RNA-DNA hybrid ribonuclease activity. Lineage: Eukaryota; Viridiplantae; Streptophyta; Magnoliopsida; Rosales; Rosaceae. The transcript has a single exon. The coding region runs from base 1 to 5649 and encodes 1882 amino acids.